AUGGACUAAUAAAAAAGUGAAUUAUAUGAUACUGCCCUAUUUAGGAAAUUUCAAGAAUGCUUAGAAAGCUAAAAUGAACUUGAAAUAUAUCAAAAUACUCAUACUGAUAAAUUUUAUAAAGCAAUGCCUUGCACUAUAAAACUUAGAAAAAUAAAAAACAAUCCUAUAAUUAUGGCAUAAAUGCUUGUAAAAAAUAGUCAAAUUGAAUUAGUCCAAAAAAAUAGUUUAUAAGGAAUAAAAUUAGUCAAUAGAAAUGAAUUAUUAGGAAAGUAAUAGAAGUAGAGGAUGUACAAGAUUUUCAUCUCCUAGUAGAAAUGAUGAACGAUAACAAUAAAUAAGAUCUUUAAUUAUUUCAAGAAGAGAAAAUUAAAGAUGUCCUAGCAUUAAAUAAGAUGUAUUAAAAAAAGCAAAUGCAUAAUUGAAUCACAAUAUUUUUGAUUUACCAAAAAAAAUAAGAACUCCUAAAUAUUCUAGAGCAGAACUCUAUUUUAGUUAUCAUUUAAGAGAUAGCCUUAGAACACCAAGAAAUGGAAUUACAAUUCCUUAAUAUUUAGCUAAUAAAAUUAAAAAUAUAAAAUGA
Molecule: messenger RNA, 580 nt
Organism: Paramecium pentaurelia
Lineage: Eukaryota; Ciliophora; Oligohymenophorea; Peniculida; Parameciidae
Source: the annotation of a GenBank genome assembly